This is a messenger RNA of Xyrichtys novacula (pearly razorfish), 8458 nucleotides long. NCBI's taxonomy places the organism in Eukaryota, Metazoa, Chordata, Actinopteri, Labriformes, Labridae. The record is from the annotation of a GenBank genome assembly.
GCAAAAUUCACGCCUGGUGAGUGAAGACAGUAGACUGUAAAAUUAAGCGUAGUAGACUGGGGAUGUUUGUUGCUGCCCACUGUCUGUUCACCAGGCGUGUGCCGGUCGUUGCUCAUGUAGGGGAGAGUGUGGUAAGUUGAGUCAAACGGUAAGUUGAGCCACCCCCUGUUGCUUAGAAAUGGUUAAAGAAAUUGAUCAUGUGACCAAAUAUUUAGGAGAUGGGCAUUAAUUCAUGGAGUCUGUGAAGUUUAGAAGCACAUGGGUGAAGGGGUUAGACAUUUAUUUAAAAAAGAAACAUUUUUCACUCUUGAAAGUGAAUUUAGUCUGUCAUAAGUUUUAUUAGAUUUGUGUUCAGACCAAAAAAGAUCAUUUUAAAUUUGUUUUAUACAUCAAUUGUUGUUUCUAUGAGUUACAACAUGAGGUCAAAAACCAGCAUAAAACUCCACCAUUUUAGCUUAGAGGACUGAUAAAGUCAUAAUAGUAGUUCUGGGGUAAAUUGAGCCAGUGGAUCAACUGAGAAAGUAAAGGAGUCUGAUGAGAGGAUCAGAGUUUCAGUUCAGAUUGUUGAAAUGUUUUACUUUUUCUUUUCAAAAAUACAGCUGUGAAUGUUCUGAAUCACUUAAAGACACUCAUAUUAAAAUGGCUUUUUACAAAACAGUUUUUUAGCAGUUAUAUGCAAUAAUAAUAAAAAGAAUUAUUGUACCAGCUGGAUAGCCAAAAACAGAUAAAAAUACACAUGAAUGUGAAGAAGUGACUGUUAUUUAUUGACUUUAUGGUCAACUUACCCCAUACACAGGGUAAGUUGACCAUAGAAGACCAGUUUUUUUGGCAUGCUAUAUUAUCAAGACAGUUAUGUUUACGUUCAUUUUGUUGGUUUGCAGGGAUGCACAACAUCUUGAAAUAUAUGCAGAUACACUAGUUAGAGACAAAACUAUGAUUGCCUUGAUGUAGUGAUCCAAAAUAUAAAAAAUGGCUCAUCUUCUCCCACUCUCCCCUACGCAGUGCUCACCAUAGGGGUAGAGUGCUUCACUUUACACAUGGAGACCAGGAUGGGGUCACAAUUUUGAAAAUAUUAAUAGGGCUGGUUGUAAAAAAUCAUUUCUGUGAUUGCUGAAGGAAAUGUUUUAUUCGACACUGUUUGAACUUCAAUUGAAAUUACAGUAUUCUUUUAAAAUGUGAUCAGAAAUGGUGUCGGCAAAGUAACAGCUUUGAAUUUAGUCAGCGACAUGCAGUAUUUCACACCGAGCUGUUGAAUAUCAUCAUGCUUACAUAGCCAUGAUGAUACAACCUGCCAUCACAUGGCUCCUUAUACCUGGAUAUGAAAUCAAUCCCUACAUAAUCAUUGUAAAAUAAUGGAAACAAAACAUUUUACCUCUGUGUUCCCACAAGAAAUAAUAAUCCAGUUAGACUUUGGUUACUGUAGAGAAUGACUCAUAGAUAACCUAUUCUUGUUAGGACCAUUGUUUUAGGAAUAACAGCUCAUGUCAACAAACAGCCAGGCGGUGAGAUCAUGUGGAGACUAUCCCAGAAGAGUAGGCACAUGACCCACCCACCCACUGUGUAUAUGGGUUGCCAUGGAAACCCAGUCCAAGGAGUGCACUGAAAAGCUUGCAAUCAGAGCUGUUUAAGGCUUAAGAGCAGAUUAAGUGGGCAUUGACUGUGGAUAAGAGAGGUUCUCAACAGCAAGGUACCGUAAAACCAAGUGUAAGACUUACUAUAACUAUUAAAUGACAUUAGGAUAUUUAAUCAAGUAUUGAAAAAUGGGAGAGGUCGUAUUUAACACAUUUAAAAUAAGAAUUACUGAUGAUUUAGUUCGCACACACUCUGUAAUGAUCAGACAGUGUUAAAACUAGUUGUUUAUCAUCAAGCAAGCGAUGGAAAAAUCAAGACACAGGAUCCAAGAAUAGCCACACACGCCAGCAGCCACCUCUGUGUGAAAAUCUACCCCUGUCGCCUGAGCAGAUAUGUGUGGGAGAUGAAGACUGAAACAUCCUCCAUACAAAGGGAGGUGAUCGCUCGAAUCGAAGAAGAAGCUCCAACAUGUUCAGAAGUUCAAGUCCGUUUUCUCUAACAGACCUCGACAUGUGGGAUACGAGGUCUCGUUUUUCAGCCCAGGUGGGAUUCUCAUUCGGUUUUAAUUUGGAGUUUAACAAGAUCACAACUGGUUGGUUUUUUUAAGUAACAUACUUUUGUCUCUCAGACCUCAGCGUGGUGUGGUAUGGCAGCUGUUUCUGGUACAGGGUUUCUGUCCAAAGUCAGCACAAGGUAAGAUGGAAAAUAUUUACUUUUUGAAAGUGACAGAGGCAUCUCUGUAUUCUCUUCUCAGUAAAGGGUGUAAUAAAUUCUAUCUGAUUAUAGCACAUGUGGGAGCACUGGUGGCUUCAGACAAAGUGAUCCAGGUCUUCGGAGGUGGCAGUCAUUGUCCCAUCUGGAGCAUGAGGCUGCAACACGGUCCUUUUCUCCAUCUCCAGGGGCUGAACUAAGGGCUGCCAGAGGAGAACGCAGCUUUAAACCGACUGAAGUGGGACGGUGGAUGCAGGAUGCUCAUGAGCGUCUGGACUGUCAGCUAAAUGGGCUGAGUAACAGGAAAUCACAGCUGAGUUACGACAAAUCCACUGCACACCUCCAUGACAUGAAACACCAGGUGAGUUCUACGAUCUACCUUUGUGGGUUUUUGUCUUUCUUUGUCCAAAGUUUGGUUUACGAGACUGAGAUAGUUUCAUAGCUUUUUUUCAUGUGUUGUUUCUUAAUAUCAUGUACUGGCUGCUCUUGAUCAGGAGGUGUUAGCUGAACUUUCCAAAUCUGAAAUCAGCAGGCAGCAAGGCGAGCUUCAUGAAAAGUAAGUGGAGGGAAAGAUGUGAUAAAGAGGGAGACGGACAUUUGAAUAGCUGUAAACAGGAUUGAAAUUCCUUCUCCUGUUAAAUUCACUUUCAAGGGUCAUACAGAUGGAGAAGGAGCUGUUCCAAAUGAAGUCUAGCUUAGGCAAAAGAAACAAUGAUCACACAGCAGAGAAAACUCCUGCCUCACUCAACAUGAACUUAUCACAGAGUCAAGAAGACUUAAACAGGCAGGUGGGUAAACUUUAAAUGUUAAUUUGUUAUCCAUAAACUGUAGGACUGUGUUUGACAAUCGCAGCUUUUACACUUUGAUUUUUUUAUUAUUCAGAAGAGUGAGGAAGUUCAGUCAGAGCUGCAUAAACUUAGAGAGGCUCUGAAAGAAGCAGAGGCAAAGGCGAAGACACAAGAGCAAACUCUCCCGAAGCUCCAGCCUUCAACAGAGGUCAGCGGAAAAUAACAUGAGGGAAAUGUCAACAUUUUCUGUCAAUUUCUUUGAUUCAAGAUCCUAAAGUUGUAUUGUCUGCCAUCCACUGUAGACACAGACGAUGCUGUUGAAUCAAAUUGAGGAGAUGAACCAAAGACUCAGCAACACGAAACAGAAUCACUCUAAAAUUCAAGAACAGCUCACUGAAGCUAACAACAGGAUUAGCCAAGCAUGCCUGGUCAGUUUCUUUUCUAAUCUGAUAUUACAAAGCUUUGUGACGAGAAUUAUAGUUUAAAUUUGUCAUUCCUCCUUAGGAAAAAGCCACGCUGUCAACCCAAGUGCUAAAGCUGGAGGAUAAUAUCAAAGACCUUCAGAGCAAACUAGCAGGGGAUCAAUCUGAGAAAGACAAACUCAUCAAGGUAUUAUAUUGACACCUUUAACAGCAAGCCCCCUGCAGUAUCCGAGAUAAAUAUCAACUGAAUAUAAAAUAAAGUUUCUGCAUGUAGGAAAAGACAGAUCUACACCAGAGGAACCAGAACCUGGAGCUGCAGCUGAAGCAGAUCCUACAGGGCUCAGAGGGACGUGAGCACCCUGAGUCCAAUAAUGCCAAACAGGAUCAGAAAGCAGUUCAGAUGAGAGAGGAAUCCAAAGCUCUUAAAGAGGUGAAUCACUUGUUUAUUUUGCUAAAUGUGACUUUUUUUCCUGGAGUCUUUAUCUAAUGGUCUCUGAUGUUUCCUACCAGGUAAAUGAAAAACUGACACAUGAGCUUGAAAUGACGAAACAGAAACUGACGAACUCACAGUCUGAGUUGGAGGAGAUGACAGCAGAGAGAGAUACUGUCUCCAAACAGGUCACAGAACUAAAGUCAGAGUGCUCUCAGCUCAUCAGAGAGAAAGACAAACUGCUCAGUAAAAAGAGUGAAAGUGAAAAAGAAGAGCUAACAGAGAUGACAGAAAAGUGCUGCAAGCUUAGGUAACUAUUCUUGAUAUGUCAAAAGUCAGCAUCAGAUAACAUCAUUUUUAGUUAAGUACUCUCAAACUGUUUUCCAGAAAAUUGGUGGAAGCAUUGGAAUCAGAAAAACUGAAAUUGCAGGAUCAGUGCUUGUGCCUGGAAGCAAAGGUCCUUGAGAAAGAGGAGAAGCUGCACGUGCAGGAGGAAGAGUACAAGAAAAAAGAUGCACUGAGGGUCCGGGCGAUUGAGGAGCAGAAAGCUGUGGCCUCACACUGGACUGAGAAAUGGCAGAAGGUGGCUUUGACUCUGCAGGCCACACAGGAGGAGCUGAAGGAACUUAAAAAGAACAACGUUAGAAAUGGGGUGAGCUUCUUUGACUUCUGGAGAAAUUAUGUGUUCAUUUGAAAUUCAACAUAAGUUUACGUGCUCAUAUCUGUGUUUUCCCACAUAUAGGAAAAAAAUACACAAAUAUUGAACACAUGCAAUCCAAACACUAGUAAACCUGUCCCCCAGACAUUUAUUUGUGUUGAUUAAGCUUUAAGCGACAUGUUUUAGGCCAGAAAUAUUUAAAUAAUCAGAGAUUGGGGUUUGGAGUUGCAUUAAAAAGAUAAAUAAACAUGGAUCUAUGGUUGAAAGUAUCAAUAUCAGUGUUUAUGUUUCAUUUUAUUCUUAAAAUUAAAGGAACCUGACUCUCUGCUGAGGGUUCAGCUUGACGCUUGUAAGCAAGAGCUGGAACUGGAAAAAAGCAGGAAUUUGGUUCGUCCUCACAGAUUUAAAGGUAAUGAUGACUUUUCAGAGAUAAUAUUCAAACAAAGCAGGCGACAAGGAGAAGUGUUGUUGUUGUUGUUUUAUUCUUUGAACACAAGGGGGCAUAAAACAGCUUUAUUGUGUUUUUUUACAGAUGGCCCAGCCCUGCAGACUCAGGAUACAGAGACAGUGACAGAGUGAGCAGAUUUCAAUGAGAAUUUCAUUUUCAAAAUGCACCAUCAGAAAAACUCUGCCCCCCCCCCCCCCCCAAAUGAAAUUCCUCAUCUCUUAUUGUGUACUCUGUCUGUUGAUCAGCUUAUCAGAAUCCUCUUUGUUUCGGGAGCCCCCAUCAGACACCCAGGCCGGCCAAAACCAAAACCAAACCUCUCAGGUAACGAAGAGCGGCUGCCUCAUCAAGCAUUUAUGCAGCGUAACCUUGUAUUAAAAGUGUUAGCAGAUCCAAGGUGGUGUGUUGGUGUGAUGAUAAAAAUCAUUAAAGGCUGUUUGUUUACAGGUCAAAGAUGAGAAAUCACCUGAGGAAAGCAGGAAGGAUAAAAUGGUCUGUACAAGUAAUUCAGAGACUGACCAGCAGAGGAGGCUGGUAACAGAGCAGGUAGCUAUGAGUGGGUUGAGUGCAAUUAAAAAAAAUCUGUUUUUGUUCAGUGGUAAGACUCAAGGUCCUCUGGGGGACACUGUGUUGGUCUGCAUGUGAACUGUAUGGAGUUAAAACAUCCAAGUAAAUACUGGAUAGAUGGAUACAGUUAAACUGAAUACAACUUUUAUGACAAACCUUCAAAAAUUAGUGAACAACCUAAUAAAAUUUUUUAAUUAUUAUUUUAUUAUUUCCUUAAACUCUUGCUCAUACUGGAGGACUUCAAUUCAGAGGUAAAUAUGGGACAUUUACUUCUCAACGUAAAGAUCGAAAUAAAGUUACCUGUGUCUUUACAAGAUCAGUAAAACUGUAAAACUACAGACCAGAAUACCUUUUUAUACAUUUCUUUUGUUGCAUUAACUUCCAUCUUUGUUUGAAAAACUAGACAACGGUCAGCAUGCUAGCUUAAUGAAUCCUAAAACUACAACACUUUUAGUUUGGUCAUAAGUUAAGUUGUGACCGUAACACUUUAAAUGAAGUUUAAUUGGGAAACAGGAUUUUUUUUUUUUUUAAAGAGUUUUCCUUUUCCUCUGUAGUCUCUGUACAAAUCUGUGAUUUAACAGCUGAGCUAAGAUGGUUGCCAGAAGCCUUUUACUAAUUUAGUCAAAUUUGCCUUUGGGGUGGAAGAAGGUUAGAUGGAAAAGCAUAAAUGUUUUACACUGGUAAUCACUUUUUUAACCACUGAUCACAUGCUAACACAGCAAACUUAGUGUCAAUGGUAGCCUGGCUAUAUGAAUGACCUCGUGUUAGUAAAUGUUAUCAGAUUAUAGUCUUAUAGAGCACUAGUUUGGCCGAUCCAACAGGGUAUGUUUUUCUCAUUUUGUUUGAAGUUAAAGAGUCUGUUUAAGGAGCGAGAAGGAAAGGAGGAGCGAGCAGUCGACAGCAGCUCAGGAGGAGCUCAGGCAGAUGCCUCAUCACCAGAUCAGUCUGAAACAUAUAAAGCCUUGAGGGUAAGAAGACACAGUCUGAGUAUUAUCUUGGAUGGUUGAAAAUGAUUGUGUCUAUAAUAAACAUGUCUUUUUUUUCAAUGUUCAUUCAGAAAGGAGGGGACAGGAGGAUCUGGCAGCAUGGCUCAGGUUUGAUGCCAGUGUUUGAGGAGGAUGAGGAGAGCUGUGAAAGCUCAGGAGAGGAGGACAGGGAGCCAUCAGAUCUGUCCACUGAGGUAAAAUCUCUGCUUGAUUUUAAGCCAAAAUUCAUACACAAAGAACCUUAAAGAGCGUGUGAAUCUGUGUGGUUAACUUCUUCGUGUGGCGUCUCACUGACUUGGCUGUCAAAAGCAAAAGCUAAACAUCUUCACAAAAUGACCAGCCACAACACGGCUCAAAAGACAGUCUGCAGAUUAACAUUUCAGUGCUCAUAUGGGGUCACAGAUGCUGAUGUUGUAUCUGCAGUACAGAUGAAUAACAUCAAUGGCAUAAUCUUUGCAUGAAGGUUAUGUCAUAAAAUUAACAGCACUGCUCCCAUGUUUAGUCAUUACAUAUACCCACAUACCAUAUGUGCAGACUAAUCCCAGCUUCAGCCUCCAUGAAAGAGCAUACAGCACACAGAGAGGGGUUUCUCUCCACUGUACACAGAGUUCAGCUAUAAUCUGUCGUUUAACUCUUUCCACUCUGUAAAUAAUCUGAUUUGGAUCUGGGGGGUGAACCCCUUAGCUGGGACACAUCUGACUCAACUAUAAGAGGAUAUUAGAGAUACAGAGAUGACAACAGAGAAAUAGGGAAAGCCUAAAGUCUAAUAUUUGCGGGUAUUGUGGGCCUUUAGUUUUUAGAUUACAUCUGGAAAUUUCAGAAAAAAUGCAAAAUUCCUGAAUUCAAAAGCUACAUAGUGUGUGACGACAGCUCAAGGUCUCAAAUGUUGUUCCUCUUAUUUGUCUAAAUUAGAAAAGAGCAAUCACGCCUUUACUGUAAUAAGCAAAAAAAAAGUCAUUUUGAAAGCAUUUGAAUAGAUACUGAAGAUAUUAAGAAGGCUGUUAGUUCCUGAUUUGAAGAUGCAAUGUGAGAUUUGAAACUAUUCUUUCCUCUGCCAGAUGUUUGGUCACAGUGUGAGGACAGGAAUCAACAAUCUGAAAGCAAAAGAUGAGAAUCUGCUGCAAGGUGAAGAUGUGUCGAUAUGUGAUGUGCUCUGUGCUGUUGAUAGUUUCUCUUGGAAGCCUAACAAUUCUGAACUAUGUGAAGCAGCUUGAUUCACUAAACAAUAUGCUCUGAACCACUGAUGGAUAAGUUCAUGAUCACAGACAUUUUCCUCCCAACUUUCUUUGGCUCUCUACAUGUUGAAUUUUGUCCAAAUAUAUUUGAAAUUUUUCAUAAUAACUUUUAUAAAUGUUCCCUCCUUCUCAGCGGCAGUAAAAUACAAGCAGCCAGCCUGUGCUUGUCCCCAGACUGAGGAUGUGUCCUCUGACAUGAAAGUGACAAGGACAUCAAGUUAUUCAGCUGAGGAGAACCUGCAGAAGAAGAGACCUCCUCCAUACCCUGAUGGAAUAUUUUUGGCUGAACUUGUCGAUAUCUACAGCCCCGACGAAGAUGAAGAGGAGGGAGUAGAUAAAUGAGAUUUUCCAUCCAGAUUUGUCUUACGGCCUGCUCCUUCCUUUAAUGCUUUAUCAUCACUACUUUUUGUCUUUACUCGAAUAAAAAGAGAAUAAUUAUUUCCUUCAACAAAUAAAAUUUGAGAUUCCUCUUUUGCGAUGCUUAGCAGAUGUUUUAUAAAUCUAAGUUACAUGAUUGUGAUAUUUUUGUGAGGUACAGUAUAUCUAACAUGAAAUCAGAGAGAAAACAAGUAAAAGAGACCAUCAAAAAUGGGAAUUUAUAUAUCAGACAACAACGUUAAUAAAAGUGACUUUUAUUUAUCUAA